AUGAAAAAUCAAAAAGACUCAUACUUCUGCUUCACUGAAAGCCCCCUGCAGCAGCAGCAGCAGCAGCAGCAGCAGCAGCAGCAGCAGAAGCAGCAGAAGCAGCAGCAGCAGCAGCAGCAGCAGAAGCAGCAGCAGCAGCAGCAGCAGCAGAAGCAGCAGCAGCAGCAGCAGCAGCGGCAGCAGAACUUUGCUGCUGCUCACUGGAUUUUAGCGGCUCUUUUCCAUUCAACACGCCGGCUGCGAUCUUCGCUCGCACGCCUCCCACAGCAGCAGCAGCAGCAGCUGCUGCUGCAGCAGCAACUGCUGCAGCAGCAGCUGCUGCUGCAGCAGCAACUGCAGCAGCAGCAGCAGCAGCAGCGCGUUUGGCUUCGCCAGCAGCUCUCGGCCGCGGGUUUUCGCAGGGUGUACGUACCGCACGGCCGAGCCGCGGAUGAAGCAGCUCCGCACCGACAGCUGCAGCAGCAGCAGCAGCAGCAGCAGCAGCAGCAGCAGCAGCGGUUGGUGCAGCAGCAGCAGACAGCAAGGCGGCACGCGCGCGGCAGCAGCAGCAAAGCCGGCAGCGCGGACACCAGCAAGACGCAACGCACACAGCCGCAGCAGCAGCACCGGUGCUACCAACAGCAGCAGCAGCAGCAGCAGCAGCAGCAGCAGCAGCAGCAGCAGCAGCAGCAGCACUACCAGCAGCAGCAGCAGCAGCAGCAGCAGCACUACCAGCCCCAGCAGCAGCGCCACUACCAGCAGCAGCGCCACUCCCCGCCCGACUCCCCGCCCCGCCCCGCCCCCGCAGCAGCAGCCCCCACAGCAGCAGCAGCAGCAGCAGCAGCAGCAGCAGCAGCAGCAGCAGCAGCUGACGAGGUGGGGGCACUUGUCGGGGUCUGCCACUUGGACUUGCGUCAACUUGAUGUUCAAAAACUGAUCCACCGAAUGCAGAACUCCCGAAAGCUGCAGGUCGUUCUUCAACUCCACCAUCACUUCGCAGCUCCGCUCCGCCAGCUUCUGGAAAAAAGAAAAGUAAAACUGCAGCAGCAGCAGCAGCAGCAGCAGCAGCAGCAGCAGCAGCAGCAGCAGCAGCAGCGGCAGCAGCGGCGGCGGCGGGGGCGCGCGGGGUGA
This is a messenger RNA of Eimeria necatrix, 1110 nucleotides long. RefSeq lists its product as hypothetical. Lineage: Eukaryota; Apicomplexa; Conoidasida; Eucoccidiorida; Eimeriidae. The transcript is spliced from 4 exons. The coding region runs from base 1 to 1110 and encodes 369 amino acids. The record is from RefSeq and is a predicted model, not a curated record.